Messenger RNA from Penicillium brasilianum, 1089 nucleotides. The record is from the annotation of a GenBank genome assembly. NCBI's taxonomy places the organism in Eukaryota, Fungi, Ascomycota, Eurotiomycetes, Eurotiales, Aspergillaceae.
CACCAAUAUAGUUUUUUAUAAUCGACGACCGGUUCGACUGAUAGUACACAAAGCUUUAGCGUCACCGAAAUUUACCCCAUUGGCUUUGUGUAAAUAUCUCCAAAUAUAUAAAAGACUAGAUGUAGCACCCUCGCGAAAUCAAUUCUUCGCUCCAGCCCAAAAGAAAUAUCCCCUUGAUACUUCACUUUCCUCCCAAAUAUUUAAUAUGAAUCUCCGUCUACUGACCCUUGCCCUCGCGGGCCUCGUGGCUGCGAGCCCAAUGGAUCUUGAGGCUCGCCAAUCGUCUACUGGAGAUGAGGUCCGCACCGGCUCUUGCAAGCCGAUUACUUUCAUCUUCGCGCGUGCCUCAACCGAGCCGGGUCUGCUGGGUAUCUCUACUGGCCCCGCUGUCUGUAAUGACUUGAAGGCCGCCAAAGCAAACCAGGUGGCCUGCCAGGGUGUCGGACCUGCCUACACGGCCGACCUGGCUUCGAACGCUUUGGCCGCAAACACCUCCCCAGCUGCCAUCGAAGAAGCCGUCGGUUUGUUUGAAGAAGCGGUGCGCAAGUGCCCGGAUACUCAAAUCGUUGCUGGAGGUUAUAGUCAAGGCACUGCUGUCAUGGAUGGUUCCAUUUCCAAGCUUCCUGAUAAUAUCAAGGAGAAGAUCAAGGGUGUUGUCCUGUUUGGUUACACCCGCAAUGCUCAGGAGAAAGGUCAGAUCGCCAACUUCCCCAAGGACAAGGUCAAGAUCUACUGUGCUGUGGGAGAUAUGGUCUGCGACGGCACUUUGAUUGUGACUGCUGCGCACUUUUCCUACGUCGCAAACACGGGCGAUGCCACACAGUUCCUGCUGUCGAAGCUGAGCUCGUCGUAAGUAUGACCAAGGUGUAUUAUUCUUCCUUGCGAGCUGGCCUGGAAAUUGCGACCACUUCAAAUGUCUCUUGAAUGGCGCUGGAGGUUCUUGAAAUCGGAUCUUACUGAGUAUUGAUAUAUGCUACACUCCGCUAUAUGUAUGGUUUUUCCUGCCAUUAUUUCUAUGAUUUAUGUUGAUAUUUAAACCGAAUAUGAUCGCUGUCGCUGCUGAUGUCUCCUGUUCAUUUUGGGUCUCAA